Molecule: messenger RNA, 4471 nt
Organism: Anopheles gambiae (African malaria mosquito)
Lineage: Eukaryota; Metazoa; Arthropoda; Insecta; Diptera; Culicidae
Product: ceramide synthase 6
Exons: 5
Coding region: 659-1831 (390 amino acids)
Biological process (GO): ceramide biosynthetic process
Cellular component (GO): membrane
Molecular function (GO): DNA binding; sphingosine N-acyltransferase activity
Source: RefSeq, a predicted model, not a curated record
AACCUGUUACUUGGGAACUGUCUAACUUCAAACGUGUAGCAGCUGCUUAAUAAACAUUGUUUUUUCGUCAGCCGACGAAGGUGGUACGACUGACACUUGUGCCUAUUGAUUUUGCUUUCUGCAGAAUUAAUUUUUAGAGAGUUUCCUCUACUCCCGUGUGUGUGCCCCCCAAUUGCUGGCGCUAGAGUGUUUCCUUUACUUCCAAAUUCCAUCGACUCCGUGCAACCAGCCGUGUUGCAGUGCGUUGCCACCAGCGCUAGUGGCGUACGUUCCGAGCAGAAGGCGUGUAACGCGGCAUGAAUCAGUGGUGUUGAAUGAUGAAACGAUGAGCCUGUAAAUAGUGGUGUGACUCCCGGUAGUGUUAAUCUUCCUUCUGCCGUUCCUAGUGCUAGCUCCGUUUCCAGUCUCGAAUGGUGGUUUAGCAUAGUGUGUAUGUGUGUGUAUAGCGCAUAGUAGCCGUACCGUAGCCGUGCAUAGCAGUAGCGCACCCGCUGCCGGGUGUGUAUUGAAAAGAAAGGCGUUCACGACAGUGUGCACACAGUGACGACAAAGUUGGUGUCCCGCAGCACACAUCGACCGCGUUUUUGUCUCAUUCCGCGGGUGCGCUUUCAACCCCGGUCGCCGCAGUUACCAUACCAGCAGCAGCAGCAGCACCAGCAUGGAGAUUGUGCGUGCCGUAUCGGACACGUUCUGGUCGACGCGAGUGUGGCUGCCGCCGAACAUCACCUGGGAAGACAUACGGCCGGGUGUGCGAGCGGACGUGAACCAUGCCGACUACCGGCACCUGAUCUAUCCGAUACCGCUGGCCGCGGUCAUUAUCGUGCUGCGCUGGAUUAUUGAACGAUAUUGGAUUGCACCGGUCGGUAAGGCGCUCGGUAUCAAGAGCACAGGACCAAAGCCACCGAAACCAAACAAAGUACUGGAGGCGGCAUACAAUGUCAACGCCCGGCUAAGCCACAAAACGACCAUGCGAUUGAUGAAGCAGGUGGAUUUGAGCGAGCGACAGAUCGAGUACUGGUGGAGACGCCGCCGGGCCCAGGACAAACCGACGACGCUGGUCAAGUUUUGCGAAACGUCGUGGCGAUGCAUCUACUACACGUACAGCUUCAUCUUCGGCAGCAUCGUGAUGUGGGACAAGCCGUGGCUGUGGGACAUCAAGCAGUGCUGGUACGGCUACCCGCACCAAUCGGUCACGAACGACAUCUGGUGGUACUACAUGAUCUCGAUGGCGUUCUACUGGUCGCUGACCGCGUCCCAGUUCUACGACGUCAAGCGGAAAGAUUUCUGGCAGAUGUUUGCCCACCACAUGAUCACGAUCCUGCUGAUGGCGCUCAGCUGGGUGUGCAAUCUGCACCGGGUCGGCUCGCUCGUGCUGCUGGUGCACGAUUGUGCCGACAUCUUCCUGGAGUCCGCUAAGCUGACGAAGUACGCACAGUAUCAGAAGGUGUGCGACACCAUCUUUGCCAUCUUCACCGUCGUGUGGAUCGUGACGCGGCUGAUGCUGUACCCGCGCAUCAUCUACAGCUCGUCGGUGGAGGCGCCCCAGAUACUGCCCAUGUUCCCGGCGUACUACAUCUUCAACACGCUGCUAAUACUGCUGCUCGUGCUGCACAUAUGCUGGACGUAUUUGAUCGUGCAGAUUGCAGUGAAGGCGAUCAAAUCGGGACAGAUGGAGGGCGAUGUGCGGUCCAGCUCGAGCGAGGAAAUCUCCGACAGCUCGGAAAACUCGCGCCCGGUGCUAACGAACGGUGGUACGCCGAAGAAGCAGCCGAGCAUGAACGGAACGAUGACGGCGAACAGCGUCAGUGCUUCCCCGAAGAAGAAACAAUAAAACAACAAAACCCGUGUGUAGCACCGACGCAACGACGACCGGCCUUUGGUGUGGGUCGGCAGGGGUGCCACCAGCAGAGGCGGUGGGGUGGCACGCGUAUAUCAUCACGUAGCUGGCGAAUGCGUCCCAAGCGUAACGCAUUCCCCAAAACACACACACACACAGAAAACACACGAAAAAAAAGAACAAAACAAAACGCAUUACACGCAUGUUACUAUUGGGUGUUGCAUCAUGCUGAGAGUAAAAGAAAAACAAAACCGCAUCAUGUUACACUACCGCUGCAUUAUAUAGUAUAGUCGAUCGUGGACGUGUGUGAUUGCACGUGCUGCGAGGAACCUAGAACCCUUGGAGAACUAGCUGCAUACGAUGCAGCCAGGGUGCAACGCUACUAUACCUAAAUCCCCAGUUUCUCUUACCCGUUUAGUCAAAUAGUGCAGAGGAAACGGAACGGAUUGAUGAUAGAUUUAACCAGCAAAGAGUAGGGAAGGCUUCGUAAAGGAUCGGACCGGAUGAACGGAUGUACCAGCUCCGCACCAGGGGUAUAGAUUGUUUUCUUUAUUUCCUUUUUUCUUCCUUCCUCUAGGGUACAUUUAAACGAGAUAGGAUUAUGGGGAAGCAGCUCCUUCCCCUGUUUUGCUGUAAGAAGAAAUUGUACUGCAGGAUUAUUUGUGAACAAAGAAGAAAAGCAUUAGAAAAAGAAAGCAAAACCGUGGAAGUGUAAUGAAACGGAAAUCAAACACACAGCGCAGAAGCUAGAGAUAAGUAUUUAUUAGCUAAGUAAAUCGUUAGUAGAAGCGGCGAGCGGCAGCUCGCAGCUGCAAAAUGGGGUGGAAAACCAGUGGUUGAAUUUGCAACAAAAGCGACACAAAUAUCGUGAGUGUGUUGAUUGAUCGUGUUUAGCUGAAGGGAAAGCGAAUGAUAGGGGAGAAAAGUACACAAAGUAGUACAUACGUAAACACAGCAAAUGUUGUUAAGGCUGGCGCGUGUGCGCGUUUGUGUUGCAACAAACGAGCUCUAACAAAAAGAGGAAACAAAAAAACGGGACAAAAUCAGUAAUAAAUAUAGUUUGAAAGUGACAAUGAAAAGCAAAAAACGCGAAGGGUUGUGGAGUAAAAAAAAUAGUCCCAAAACGGUCAUUGCAGAUUGCAGAUCGCGUUGCUUACGGCAAUUUUGCUCUGCCCUUAUUUGUAGCAACAAUUUCCGCAUUUCCGCACACAUUCCGCAUUAGCAGCUGCCCUAUUUUGCCUUCUCUCUCGUGUGUUGUAUUUUGGUUUGCUGAUUAAGGGUUUUUUUUUUUGUUAUAAAAGAUAAAGGAUAAAACGUGGCAUUAGUGACGAAGCGCAGUCGACAUGUUGAAAUAUUUAGCUAGACAUUUCGUAGAUCGUUUAAGCGAGCGUGUACCAAAUACUCGACGAUUUAAAUGGUGCUCUGGUGAUGAUGAUGAUGAUGAUGUGCUUGCUUUUGUGGUAUCUUCGUUUUGUACUAAAAGAUGUAAUUCAUCAGCUGCGCGUCCCGUUUCUAUCCUCAAUAAGCAGCAAACAUGCUGGGGCUUCUGCUCUUGAGCGCGUGAAUGAUCAGUCAAAUCAGUUAAUGGUAUGUUGUCUCGUUGAGGGUGGUGGGCGUCCUAUAGUGCGCCGACUCUGCGCUGUUUUCAUUCACUCUACCAAAGUUUAUGUUUACUGUACUCUGGAAUAUGAUGAUCGUUAGGAUGGUCGCACCGGUAACUCACGCGCGGGCGGAUGGAAAUCGAGAAAAAGGGCAUCGUUGUAUCGUGUUUGAUCGAUCGAUCGCAUAGUGUGUGAGUAUGUGUGUGUGAAAAGAUAGUGCCCCCUCCAAAAAAAAAAAACAAUAUAAAUAUCCUUCAUAAGACUGCAUAGCAGAAUAGAGAGGAAGAACUCCUGUGCAAAGAGGAAAAGGCACCGCGACGCGAUGCUGGUUGCAGUGGUUGAUAGGUAUGAGGCAUGAGGCAAAUGGGAAUGAAACAGACGAACAACGCGGGGAAAAAGAGCUAGCUAUAUGUAGGUAAAAAUAGUAAAAAAGUGUUUUACAAAUUACAAGAGAUAUUCACGAUGAGUCGACGAAAGUCUUCGUCAUUUUUGAAAUCUUCGCUUGAGUGUCCUUACUGAAAAACAAACCCCUAUAACAAACAACGUUUUAUCCUGUUAUUUUUUCUUCCUCUUUAUCAUCAUAUACCAGCUAACUGCAUUCGUACUACAAAUGGGGGAAAUGUUCAGUUCCCUCACACUCCAUUACCAUCACCUUUUUCGAUCGGGGUUUUCUUCGCUGCUGCUCGAGAGCAUGUAAUCGAAGCAACCCGCGGCGCUCUCCAUACCAGAUAGUUUUAGAUAAAUGUUCAUCAUUAACGCAUUAUUAACAGCAAAAACAAACGUGUAUAUGCUUAGGAAAAAGUCCUCUUCUGCAAAAGUGACGCUAGAAAAGGGAUAGGACACGUACGUGUGGUAGACGAGAAGGGGUAGAAAGGGAAGCCGGUUACCGUUUUGGGCGUGAGUGCGUGUGUGUGAGAGAGGAAGGUGGAAAAGAAUGCAAAUGGUGUUAGAAGAAAUCACAUCACGUCGCGAGAAAAUCUGUAAAUUAGUUAAAACAAAAUAAAACAAAAUCAGUUUCCCGGGAACAAGUAAA